Molecule: messenger RNA, 1704 nt
Organism: Penicillium odoratum
Lineage: Eukaryota; Fungi; Ascomycota; Eurotiomycetes; Eurotiales; Aspergillaceae
Product: acyl--CoA ligase
Exons: 1
Coding region: 1-1704 (567 amino acids)
Biological process (GO): secondary metabolic process
Molecular function (GO): CoA-ligase activity
Source: RefSeq, a predicted model, not a curated record
AUGUCGCCCAACAUCUACCGGUCGCCUUAUCCAGAUCUUGACAUCAAAUCCGAGGAUUUGAUCUCAUAUAUCUUCUCCAACCCACUCAAUACCCCUCAUGACCGACCAAUCUUCAUCGAUGCACAAUCACAAAAACAAUACACCCAUGGAGACGUGAUCCAGCGCACCCGCUCCCUAGUCAACGGGCUCCAGAAGACUUUCGGUCUCCAAAAGGACAAUGUCGUAGCAUUGUUCAGUCCGAAUACCAUUGAUUACCCAGUUGCAUGUUAUGCGAUUGUGGGAUCUGGUGCUCUCCUCGCUCCAACCAGCGCUGCCUUGACGGCCCUGGAGCUCAACGCCCAGCUAAAGACAAGUGGGGCGCGGUUCGUGGUCGCGCACUCCUCCUUGAUUGAAACAGCUCGGAAAGCAGCAAAAGGAACAGCUGUUGAGACUGUCAUUCUAUUGGAUGGGUCAUCUCCCGUCGAUGGCCAAGAGACGUGCGAGCAUCUCGCUAGCACAUUCCCCCCAGGUACCCUCACCGCAGUGUCGCCUGUCGAUGCCGCUCGUAGACCCGCCUUUAUCUGCUUCUCGUCCGGCACGUCAGGACCGUCCAAGGGCGUCGUUUCGACUCAUCGCAAUAUCCUCGCCAAUCUCCAACAAUGGCGCGCUUUGCUGCUAGAAACUGGCUCUCCAUCACAGAGACCACAGCGACGCACUGCUGUUGCAUUCCUACCGUUCAGCCACAUCUACGGCCUUAAUCUGUACAUGUGCCAAUGCAUGGCAUGGGGUACUUCGGUCGUUAUUCUCCCCAAGUUCGAUCUCGACAAGUACCUGGACUGCAUUCAGAAGUACCAGCCCGACGAGCUUGCAUUGGUGCCUCCUAUCGCCUUGAUGCUAGUCAAGGAUGAGCGAGUCUCCAAGUACAAUCUCAGCAGCGUGAAGCGAAUCAUGUCCGCAGCGGCCCCCCUCACCAGUGAACUUUCCGCUGCCCUGGAAGCCAAAUUCCGCACCCUUUUCCAGACGGAGGUGUUUUGCACCCAGUCCUGGGGUCUGACGGAGACCUCUCCCAUGGCGACUGGCAUUCCAAACGACCGACUGGAUAAACGGGAAUCCGGAGUCGGAACUAUUCCUUCCAACAUGGAAUUCCGAUUCGUGGAUCCUGAGACCAUGAAAGAUGUUGCCGUUAACCCCAACGGAUCGACAUCGCCAGGAGAGAUCUGGUGUCGUGGACCAAAUGUCACGUCAGGUUAUUACAACAAUGAGGAAGCAACAAAGGGCGCCUUCUACGUUGAACCAGACGGGACGAAAUGGUUCCGUACCGGCGACAUUGGAGCUAUUGACCAGGAAGGUUACAUUACUAUCCACGAUCGCAUCAAGGAGAUGAUCAAGUACAAGGGUCUUCAGGUCAUUCCCAGUGAACUAGAAGGAAAGCUGGUCGAACAUCCCGAUAUCGAGGACGCGGGUGUGGUUGGCAUGUGGGCUGAUGAGAAGGCCACUGAGCUUCCGGUUGCUUUUGUAGUCCUACGCCAGGAGACCAAGUCCAAAGAUGCGAAGGCCACCAUCGAAGGUAUUCACUCAUGGUUGAACCCAAAGAUCGCGAACCACAAGCGGCUUCGUGGGGGUAUCUUUAUCGUUGAUCAAAUCCCGAAAAGUCCCAGUGGCAAGAUUCUGCGGCGACAGCUUAAGGAUUUGCUCAAAAGCAAAGCGCCAAAGGCUCAGUUGUAA